CUGUGCACGCCGAAUAACACAGCUUUCCUCUGAAGUGGGCUCUGAGGCUGUAUGUGACUCUUGAGCAGUUGUCCAAAGCGAGUGACUGAGCUAAAGGUGUGGUGAGGGUCUGUUGAUAGGACAGGGACAGGCAGUAUUACUGCUACUGCCCCUUGGUAAGUACAGGCUGUCAGUAAACGCUCGAUGAGCUUUCUGGAUGGUGUUUUAGUGAAGAGGAGGAGGAGGCGGUAGCGGCGGGGGGGAAGAGUGCUGGCAGCAUUGUGUGUGUGUAUUUUUCCAUCCUAUGUCUCGGCGUCCUCCUUUGGUGGUACUCAGAGCGAGCACUCGCAGGUGGGCUGUGAGGGGUCCUUAUCUCAUGGAGGAAGACUGAAUGACAGCCGACCAAAGCAAGCGGAAGCUAUGAAAAUAAUGGCACUUACCAAGAGGCAAUGCACUUAAACGGGGAAGUGUAUGAGAGAGCAACACAUAGUAUUCGGUUGGGAGCUGCUACUACAGAUCAAGAGGCUUCUCCUCUCUUGGUGAAACGGUCAUAUCAUGGGUUCCGUAGGAGGGGAAAGCUUCAAAGCAGGCACUCCAUUUCAGUCCCCUGAGGGUAAUGUAGUGAUGAGCUUCAGUUUUGACAGCUAUCAGAUAGAAGAUGAGGAGAAUCAUGCCAAAGAAUGCCACAGUAAAGGGAUACUUACCUUCACCGAGCCAGUUGUAGAAGAUCCAACUCCUCAGGACCGGUAUCAUGGAAUAUACUUUGCAAUGCUUCUCGCAGGAGUGGGCUUUUUAUUGCCUUACAACAGCUUCAUCACAGAUGUUGACUACCUACAUGAUAAGUACCCAGGAACAUCGAUUGUGUUUGACAUGAGCCUCACGUACAUCCUUGUUGCUCUGAUUGCUGUGAUAUUAAAUAAUGCGCUAGUGGAAAUGCUGAGCCUGCACACUAGAAUCGCUGUUGGUUAUAUUUUUGCCUUGGGUCCUCUGCUCUUUGUUUCUAUCUUUGACGUCUGGCUUGAAUGUUUCAGCACACGGCAGGCUUAUGCUAUCAACCUUGUGGCUGUGGGCAUUGUGGCAUUUGGAUGUACAGUGCAGCAAUCCAGUUUCUAUGGCUACACAGGGAUGCUUCCCAAGAGGUAUACACAAGGAGUCAUGACAGGAGAAAGUACUGCUGGGGUAAUCAUCUCACUGAGUCGCAUUUUCACGAAGUUACUGCUUUCAAAUGAGAAAGCGAAUACCAUUAUCUUUUUCUUCAUCUCCAUCGGGAUGGAGCUCAUGUGUUUUGUUCUCCAUCUGCUUGUGAAAAGGACACAUUUUGUGAGGUACUAUACUGCUCGUGCUAGAAAUGGGACACGAGAGGUCACUGAUCACCAGACUCAUGGAACUGGCUACCGGAUCCAUCACGAUGUCACUGCAGAGGAAGUAAGAUUUGAAAAUGGACCGCAUGGUUGCUCUUCUCCAGGGAAUGAAGCUGAUGUCUCCAGCAGUGGGGCAUAUGUGAGAUUUGAUGUACCCAAACACAAGAUGAAGACAAGCUGGCCAAACAUUAAAGACAUGAUAUUACACAGAUACAUUGUGUCACGGGUAAUUUGGGCCUAUAUGCUUUCCAUAGCAGUGACAUAUUUAAUCACAUUGUGUCUUUUUCCUGGACUGGAGUCUGAAAUUCGGAACUGCACUUUGGGAGAAUGGCUUCCUAUUCUGAUCAUGGCAAUUUUCAACCUCUCAGACUUUGUGGGGAAGAUCUUGGCUGCUUUGCCUUAUGACUGGAAUGGGCCUCGCUUGCUAAUGUGCUCCUGCCUCCGCGUCAUUUUUAUUCCUCUUUUCAUUAUGUGUGUAUACCCCAAUGGGAAGCCUUCGUUCAGUCAUCCAGCCUGGCCUUGCAUUUUCUCCCUCCUUAUGGGUAUCAGCAAUGGAUAUUUUGGUAGUGUUCCAAUGAUACUAGCUGCAGGUAAAGUCAGUCCAGAACAGCGGGAACUAGCCGGUAACACAAUGACAGUUUCUUACAUGACUGGACUGACACUGGGUUCUGCCGUUGCCUAUUUUGCCUACAGCCUUACUAGUAUGUCUAAAACAGUCUGUUUUCACACUGCAACUUUCAAUGACAACUUCACUGUGGGGAUCUGAUCUGGGCAAUUCAUCUACUGACAUUGCUGGUCAAAGUUUGUAAUAUGCUAAUUCUUGCAUAGUUGUUGCCAAGGAACCAGUUUCAACAGCAGCACUUAUUUAAAACAUGUUCAAUUGAUAAACAUUGAAGCCAUAACACCAAUUCAUUUUUUUUUUUACUCAGGGUUUCCAUAUCUGGCAGUUUUAAACAUUAUUUUUUCAGUUGAAAAAAGGGCACAUUUCAAUAACAGACUGAUAUCUGUUUGGUGGGUAAACAUUUCAGAGAAAGAUGAAUUUCCCUAUAUUUAUUUGAUAACAAAUGAAAGGAGAUGUAUAAUGUAUGCAGAUGUAUAAAAUGCAUAGUUUUUAAUGUUCCAGUUUAGGAAAUAAAAACUAUGUAACUGUUUAUAAAUAAAAUGUGGGUAAAUGGAAUCUGA
Messenger RNA from Protopterus annectens (West African lungfish), 2522 nucleotides. It is a transcript of the gene SLC29A4, whose product is annotated as solute carrier family 29 member 4. NCBI's taxonomy places the organism in Eukaryota, Metazoa, Chordata, Ceratodontiformes, Protopteridae. The coding region runs from base 535 to 2106 and encodes 523 amino acids. Gene Ontology annotation, molecular function: nucleoside transmembrane transporter activity; monoamine transmembrane transporter activity. Gene Ontology annotation, cellular component: plasma membrane. The record is from RefSeq and is a predicted model, not a curated record. Gene Ontology annotation, biological process: nucleoside transmembrane transport. The transcript has 11 exons.